Wallemia mellicola CBS 633.66 is the source of this 3889-nucleotide messenger RNA. RefSeq names its product ARM repeat-containing protein. Bases 1 to 3099 code for a protein of 1032 amino acids. The record is from RefSeq and is a predicted model, not a curated record. Gene Ontology annotation, biological process: microtubule cytoskeleton organization; tubulin complex assembly; post-chaperonin tubulin folding pathway. Lineage: Eukaryota; Fungi; Basidiomycota; Wallemiomycetes; Wallemiales; Wallemiaceae. The transcript is spliced from 11 exons. Gene Ontology annotation, molecular function: GTPase activator activity; beta-tubulin binding.
AUGGAGGAGGAUGAAUUGCUGUCUACGUUCAACCAUUUACAGGAGUAUAGUAAAUAUUUAGAUAUAGUAUUAGAUAAGGGUAUAACAGACACACGAACUAAAGAUUCUGCCGUAUAUCAGAUUGGUUUGGUUUUGGAAAUAUACCAAGAACAGAGUUAUCUUUUAGAUCCUUACUUAGAUCAGAUGUUAUCUCCCGUUAUCAGCGCGUUAUCAACAUCUAUCUCUAGGAAUGAGCAACUUAGCACGAGAAACACGCUUUCAAAGUUGAUAUACACCUUCUCUAAAACUAGAGGUCAUAAAAUCAUCACGAGAUUCUUCCCACAUUCAAUACCCGACUUGAUAUUAGUCCUUGAUGCUUCACGUUCAUUCACAGAGGGCGUCGCUUGGGAAUAUAGAUACAUUCUUCUAUUAUGGCUCUCGAUUGCUAUUAAGAUACCCUUCGAUUUGAGCAAGCUGUUUCCAAAUCAAGACAUAGCCACGCAGUUGCAAAAUAUAUGUACAGCUUAUUUCCAUCAUCCUGGAAAAGAACGCGAGGCAGCUGUCUUGGUUCUUAGCAGAUCAUUUAUGAGACAGGAUAUGAAAUCACGCCUCAUUGGCUUCGUUCAAUGGUGUUUAGCACAAUUGGAGACAGCCAAAGAAAAUGCAUUCAUUGCUCCUUCUGUUCUUCAAUUCUUCUCUGAAGUCCUGAAAGUCAGUCAGGGAGCAACAGUUGCAGAAUUACAAGGUCCAAUUGAACAUUCUUUAGCUCAUUCAGCCGAUAUAAGUUUGAAUAAUCCUUUAUUACGCAAGUAUUGUGUAAAACUGACUGCAAGGUUGGCGUACAAGUUGAGCGACGAUAUAGACAAAGUGGAAGAGACGAUAGGUUAUCUGUUAGAGUACUUGAGUGAUACCGAUACCAUAGUUAGAUGGUCAGCUGCCAAGCAUCUUUCACGGAUAGCCGCAAAACUUGGUGAUGAGCAUAGAACUGAAAUUCUAGACGCCGUUUUGUCAAUUUAUGCCGAAAACACUAACGUCGACGAUGCCUCUUCCAACGAAUUUGCGAAUUGUGACUAUUCGUAUGUUUCGGAAUCAGCAUGGCAUGGAGCUACCCUCUCGCUUGCUGAAGCUUUCCGCAAUGGAGUAGUUCCCUCUGAUUAUGUUAGCAAACUCGUACCUGCUGCUAUAGCUAGUAUUCAUUUUGAUUUGAAGAAAGGUACAGCCUCUGUUGGAAGCAAUACACGCGAUGCGGCUGCUUAUCUGUUCUGGGCGAUGUCACGGAGUGUUUCACCAGCUAUCAUGGAAGAUUUCAUCGAUAAGAUCAGCAUCCAUCUCAUUCAGAAGGCAUUAUUCGACAGGGAAGUGCACAUUCGCAGAGCUGCUAGUGCAGCAUAUCAAGAGAUGGUCGGGAGAACUAAUCUCAUUAAACAUGGUAUUGACGUCUUGCGCGCCGUAGAUUUCUUUGUUGUAGGUGUCCGUAGAACGGCUUUCCUCGACGCCGCUGUUGAUGUAUGCGAGUACGAAUUUUAUCGUAAUAGCAUUAUACCAUUCGUCGUAAAGAGUGUUAUCACACACUGGGACUUUGACGUGAGGAAACUAGCCUCACAGUUUUUGGGUCGUGUGUGCAAAAACCAUCCAUAUUUGCUUGAUAGGGUAGUCGAAGAGCUGAAACCACGACUAGCCUCUGGGGAUCCUGUCAUUCUACAUGGAACACUAUCAACAUUGCAUCAACUGUCAAUUGCGUUUAUGAAUAACAACCAGCUUUAUGAGAAGAUAUUCGAGCAGUUGGAACACAUACAGUUAUGGCAAUUCCACACACCCCGCUUCAGUCCAGUGCUAGAGGUAUCCAAUAAUCUUAUAGCAGCUAUCGCAAGCACAUGUAACCUUGAAAGCAGGAAAGAAAUUGCUUUGAAGAUUAUAGAUAUCGGACUUAAACAUAAAUCAGACGUUGUCAGGUAUUCGUCUGCUAACGCGUUAGGGUGUCUUAGCAAAACUACUGAUUGUAAAAGCUUUGUCCAAUCUAUGAUCGAUGAUUUCCAGUCUUCUGAAGGAUUCUUCCAACAAUCGAUAGCACUCUCACUAGGAUACCUUUAUUACAAUGAAGUAACACUAUUAAACGUCUCCUUGAAUUGUCUACUUAGUAUAGUCAGUAGUAAAACCGUAGUAGAAUGUCGGUUGAAUGCAUACGAAUCGUUGUCUAAAUUGUACACAAGUUGUACUUCUCAACAGCACACAAUCUUACAGACACUUUAUAAUGGUUUAUGGGAUUAUAGUAUGGACCAAAGGGGUGAUGUUGGUGCAUGGAUUCGGCAGUCUUGUGCCAAAGGGUUGACUAUUUGCUUAAGUGAGAACGUAGAGCCAUCCUUUGUGGAUAAAGUUGUCAGUAGACUCGUAGGAAUCAGUCUCGAUAAUAUCUACACUAGUCGUUGGGUCGCCAUUGAAGAGUUAGAGAAUAUGAUUGAUAAAAAGCUAAUCAAUGACACUCAAACGACCAAUUCUUUACGUGAUUUCUUCUAUAAUACAAGGAAAGACACAGAAGAUGUGUACUCAUCUUCGAAGAUCUUUGAACAUGUAGUUACACUCUACCAGCAGGAGUCAAAGUUAAGAGAUGAUAUACUCAUGGGCUUAGGAUUAGCUCUUAUAAGUAAAAAUGAAAUAUCUGUUUAUAAUUCUAGGAUGGCUAUACUUGGUCUCGCGGAUAAUCUUCUAGAUGACGUCGUUAAGCGGUCGAUCAUGUUAUCCGAAAGCAACACGAAAACAAGUUUCUUUACUGGGUUAGCUAACACGCUGUUUGUCGUCCUUGAUGAAAGAGAUGUUUGUUGUGAUGAUCUGUCAGAGAUUGUCGCAUUCAAUUCUAAAUAUUGUCAAAAAUCGAAAGUAAUCAAUAGAAUAACAAUCGGAAUGAAAAUUGUUGCGACGCUGUUUUAUAAAUAUGAUUAUCAAGCGGCCAAGAAAUCUCUAAUACAAUAUUUGACUCACUCUCUUCCGCGUAUACGUGCAAUAACAGCAGAAGAAGUAUACAUUCAAUCACAAGUAUAUGACGGUGAUCAGGGACUAUUAGAUUGGUUAAUGGAUAUCGAUUGGCUUGGUAAAAAUCUACCAGCUGCUGAAGUAAAAUUAUAAUAACAUAAUGCAUGCAUAGUAUUUAUACAACAGUGUUAACGACACCUUGAAAUAAUGCAGGGAAGUAGUAUUUGAUUUGAGGUUCUUGAUUAUCAAUCCAAACAAUGCCAUCAUCCAUGACAGCCUGUCUUAAUGAGUUUCUAGCUCUAUCGAUUGACCAACCGUUAGACUGAAGUAGAGACUGAUCAACCCAGCCAUUAUUAGUAGAAGCAGAGGUGAGCAACAACAUUUGAUCAUUAUUUAGCUCCUUUGGUUGUGAACGAAGGUAUAGUAUUUGAUUAAUUGGUAUAAUCUCAUAAAGAUGUUGAUUAUCGUGCAAUGGCUGAAGAAUUUUAAUUGCUUUUUGAAUAUCGCUCAACGUAAUCUCUGUAUUUCUCUUAAUUGAAAGUGCUUUGAGUAUAUCUGAUAGUCUAACAAGACCACCAGUGAGAGUUGUUGUAGAAAUACACAUAUCAACCAACUGGACAGCCAAACUUAGAUAGAAAUCUGAGAUACCUGUUAAGUUACUAAAUAAACUACCUCUGGCUAUGUUGAGAGGAUCGACACCGAUAGUGGCGCACAUUUGAGUGAAUCUAUUCCUAAAUUCAACGUUUGAUUCAAUAUCUUUACGAUGUUUUAUAGAGAAUUCUUUUAAAUAGUCUUUAAAUACGUCUAAUUGUUGUUUCACAGCUUGUAAUUGAUUAUCAUUGAUAGUAUUGCUUAAAUUUUGAUAUGCAGUAGCGUUAUGAUGAUGUUGUAAUGAUCCAAUACCUUUAUUAUAUCUUCUCGACAUUCUUUCACCCUAUCCGGU